Messenger RNA from Marmota monax (woodchuck), 657 nucleotides. RefSeq names its product SLC35A4 upstream open reading frame protein. The transcript is spliced from 3 exons. The coding region runs from base 262 to 573 and encodes 103 amino acids. The record is from RefSeq and is a predicted model, not a curated record. Lineage: Eukaryota; Metazoa; Chordata; Mammalia; Rodentia; Sciuridae.
AGGUGAACGUGCACCGCGCGCACUCGCGCAUGAGUGAGAUCAUCGCGCGGGUCGUAUGCGCGCUCACAGACAGCCUGGGAUGCGGCGGUAGGGGUCACGUGGAAGCAUCUGUGAAAACUAGACUGUCAAAAUUCGGCGGCGAAGAAAACACCCAAUCCUUUACAAAAAUGCCCCGGAAGUGCCUCCGCCCUCAGUAAAGAUGGCGGUAGGCCCACAUAAGGGAGGCGGGGCUGCGCCUGCGCAACAAGUUCGGCGGGGAAGAUGGCGGAUGACAAGGAUUCUCUGCCCAAGCUUAAGGACCUGGCAUUUCUCAAGAACCAGCUGGAACGCCUGCAACAGCGAGUGGAAGACGAAGUCAGCAGUGGUGUGGGCCAGGAUGGCUCACUUUUGUCCUCCCCGUUCCUCAAAGGAUUCCUGGCUGGCUAUGUGGUGGCCAAACUGAGGGCAUCGGCAGUACUGGGCUUUGCAGUUGGCACCUUCACUGGCAUCUAUGCAGCUCAGGCAUAUGCUGUGCCCAACGUGGAGAAGACACUGAGGGACUACUUUCGGUCACUGCGCAAGGGGCCUGACUAGCUCUAGAUCCUAUGGGGGAAGCAGGAUGAACAGCUGGGGCCUACAGGUGGAGGCCUUUCGAACACAGACAUACUAUCUAGCUUC